ACAGUGAGUGGGCAACAGCGAGACGAGGAAAGCGGCAGAGAAAUUAACGGGCGGACUCGGGCUCUUGUUCUUCCCACCCAUCUCCACUCCAUCUCGCACCUCCGCAUGCCCUCUUGUUCCUCUCCACCGCUAAACCUCCUCGUCCUCUCGAUCUGCAAUCGCCUCCCCUCUCCUCCUCCUCCUCCUGACUUGGAUCCCGAUCGGAUGAGAUGGCCGACGCCAGCGCCGGCAACAAUGCGGGCAGCACGAGCAACGCCGAGGUCCAGAUACAGAUCCCCGCAGGGCCACCCAAAGCCGAGCCGGGGGCACCAUCAAAGAACUCCGGCGCCAAGAACUGGCGGUGGUGGAUGAUGGUGUCGGUGGACGUCUUCUUCGUCGUCGCCGGCCAGACGUCCGCGACGCUGCUGGGGAGGUACUACUACCACCAGGGCGGCAGCAGCAAGUGGAUAUCAACGUUCGUGCAGACCGCCGGCUUCCCCAUACUGUUCCUCGCCCUCUUGUGUUUCCCCAAGUCGUCCGGCGGCGGCGGCGCCAGCGGCGACGCUCCGGUCGCCAAGGUCGCCGUGAUCUACGUCGUCCUGGGGCUCGUCAUAGCCGCCGACGACAUGAUGUACGCCAGCGGCCUCAAGUACCUCCCGGUCUCCACCUACUCGCUCAUCUGCGCCAGCCAGCUGGCCUUCAACGUCGUCUUCUCGUACGUGCUCAACUCGCAGAAGCUCACCGGCCUGAUCUUCAACGCGGUGAUCCUGCUUACGCUGUCCGACGCGCUUCUCGGGGUGAACCACGACGAGACGGAGGACAUGAGCGGCAUGCCUCGGGGCAAGUACCUCAUGGGCUUCCUGCUGACGCUGGGGGCGUCGGGCACCUACUCGCUCAUCCUCUCCCUCAUGCAGCUCACCUUCGAGAACGUGAUCAAGAAGCACACCUACACGGCCGUGCUCAACAUGCAGAUAUACACGGCGCUCGUCGCCACCGUCGCCUCCAUGGUCGGCCUCUUCGCCAGCGGUGAGUGGAGGAUGAUGACGGAGGAGAUGGACACCUUCCGCUCCGGCCAGUUCUCCUACUUCAUGACGCUGGUGUGGACGGCCGUGUCGUGGCAGAUCACCUCCGUCGGGGUGGUGGGGCUCGUCUUCGAGGUCUCCUCCCUCUUCUCCAACGUCAUCAGCACCGUCUCGCUGCCCAUCGUGCCCCUCUUCGCCGUCCUCAUCUUCCACGACACCAUGGAUGGGAUCAAGAUCAUUGCCAUGCUCAUCGCCGCCUGGGGUUUCGUUUCCUAUCUCAUGCAACACUUCAUCGAUGACAAGAAAGCUAGGAAGGCCGCAGCUGGUGGCUAGCUAGUAUGUAUGGUCCUCUCCUUCGUGCCAUCGAUAGGAAUUAACUUUUUUUUCGCUCUCCUGAUCAUCUCUUAGCUGCGAGGAAACUAGCUCUAUUUAGGAGUUAAUUUGCUAAUACUAUGUUGCAGGAUUUCCUUUUAUAGAGUCGUAUACAUAUCUACUAUGUAUGCUACUGAAUAAAAAUAGGUUGCUUUUAUUCAAAAAUGCUCUUUUAUUCUCAAAUAAUAAAUGCCACACGUCAGGAAUUUAGAUAUUCAA
Messenger RNA from Triticum aestivum (bread wheat), 1592 nucleotides. Its product is annotated as probable purine permease 11. Lineage: Eukaryota; Viridiplantae; Streptophyta; Magnoliopsida; Poales; Poaceae. Bases 210 to 1334 code for a protein of 374 amino acids. The record is from RefSeq and is a predicted model, not a curated record. The transcript has 2 exons. Gene Ontology annotation, molecular function: purine nucleoside transmembrane transporter activity. Gene Ontology annotation, cellular component: membrane.